Molecule: messenger RNA, 2514 nt
Organism: Babesia ovata
Lineage: Eukaryota; Apicomplexa; Aconoidasida; Piroplasmida; Babesiidae
Exons: 1
Coding region: 1-2514 (837 amino acids)
Source: RefSeq, a predicted model, not a curated record
AUGGCGUUCUUGCACGGGGUGCUUAAAGAUGUCCACGCUAAACAGCCUUACAGCGUUGGUAAACAGCAGCUAAAUGGUGUGAUUGGUGAGCUUUUUAGUAAAUUAUGUUCAGGCCAUAAGGGUUUUAAGAGUGUCAUUACUGAGGUGGCCGCUGGUGUCGGGGAGUAUAAUGCUUUGGUGAGGGAGAGUAAUGAGAGGAUGAAGGGUGUUAUAACUGGGCUAUAUAAUCACGUAAAGAAUGGUAGUGAGUUUGAUAACGAAAUGUUUAAAAUUAAUGCUAAUAGUGUUACUGCGGAAACCGAUGAUGAUCAAGUGAACAAGGCAAAAGGAUUGGUAGAUGGAUGCAUUGGCGCAUCUAGGACUUUCUUAGGUGGCAUACAGUCGACUAGGAAUGACGUAGAUCGAUUAAAUUAUGAUUUAAAAUUAAAAGUUGAGAGUGCUAUUGAUAAUGUUCAAUACGCAUAUGAUACGUUGAGUAAAUUGUCUGGCAAAGAGAAAAAGGAUUUGGAUGAGACAUUGAAUUUGGUUAAAACCAGGCUUACGAAAUUUAGGGACGAUGUGAAAAAAAGGAUCCGUGGUGAUGUAACAACGCUGGUGAAAGAUUUGCAAGAGCUGAUUAAGAAGAUUAAAACAAUGUUAGAGAACAUUAAUAAGUGUCUGACGGAGUAUAUUGAGAAAUUGCAGAAAUGGAUUCAGGCGGCUGGAGAAGUGAGGCGUCUGGCAGAUGGGAAGGUGACGGAGAUUGUUCGGAAGUUGCAGGGGGAGGAUAAGUCGGAUAAAGCAGGUGAUAAGGGAGGCGUGACAGAUGCCGCACAGAAAUUGCAAAGGAAGGCUGACGAUCUUCAUCAGGCGGCGUUCAAGGCUAAGGAGGCAGUGAAGAGGCUGGUAAGCUUGGCAUUAACAGAAGUCAAAACGAUGGACGAUGCACUUAGGGCAAGUUUAAGAACAGUAAGAGAUGAGAUCAAAGCCCAGAUGAAUAAUUAUCUGAAAGGAGGUUUUGCCGAACUGGUUAGGAAGAAGGUAGAAGAGCUUGUUAACCCGAUUCAUGAGGUGGAAGGGCGUGAUCUUAAAGAGGACUUAGGUACAAUUGUUAGCAAAAUCGGCGAAUAUUCUAAAGAUUUCAAGCAGCGAUUCCAAGGGGCUAUUGAGAAGAUGGUUACAGGACUGCUGGGGACUAAGAUUAUUGAUAUGUAUCUUGGUACGCCUCUUAAAAACACAAAAGACGCAGCAAUAAGGACCAUAAGUAGUCAGAUUUCAAAAAUUGAUGCGAAGCCCAUUAUAAACUCAAAAAGCAAUGACGUUAAUGAAAUUUUUACCAGUAUCCAGCGAUAUCUUGAGGCAUACGCCUCGGCUGUUGAUCCAACGAAGAAUUUCAAAGCUAUUUCCCAGAAAAUUCUGAGUGAGCCGGAAGUAAAAGCUUUAUCGCUUCCUGAUGACGAUAUUAAUUUCACGUUCGCCCUCAAAACAAUCCUCACAGCGGUGAUGAAGGCGGCUGAGGGAGCAGCUGGGGAGCUUCAGAACUUUAUCGAUACGUCGCAGAUUGGGAACUUGAAGGCGGCUAUAACCAAAGCGCAGGGGCUUGGCAUCGAUGUUCAAAGGCAGCUCGGCGAAAGCGGUCAACCGGUCGCUGGGUCCGGCUCCACCGGUAGCAAAAACCUUUAUAACACAUUUAGUGGUUAUGCUGAUACCAUGUUGCAGAGGCAGAUUGGUGUGAAUGAUACAAAAAAUAUACCAGCUGCAUCUAGUCACGCAGAGAAAGUUGCGCUUGUUGAACACAAAUUCAAGGGUUACCUUGAGAGUGUAAAUACAUCGCAGGUCGUCUCUCCAGACGGUCAGCUAACCGGCGCUUCAGGCGAAGGCUCCCUCCCCCAGGCCAUCAAGAAGAUUGAGACGCAGGUGAAAGAGGCUUUGAAGACAAUUGAGAGUCUCAACGGCGAAGCCGAGACGCAGUUACAAACUACCUACCGGCAUCUCGACAGUUUAUGCCAAGCUAUCACGGAAUUUGCAGAAACCGGCCACGAUAGCGCUAAAAAGAACAUAACGGAGUUGAAAAGAAAAAUUGGCAUCACUCUAAAGGGUGAGCAGACAAGCUUCCAAAAAGUUCAUUAUAAUCUUAAUCAGCUUAGAGAAGAUAAUUUGAAGAAGGCAAUCAACGAUGCCGAAAACUUUUCUGUUGAAGCCGAUAAGGAAAAGAAGAAAACAAUCAGAAAACUCAACGCAUUUGUCACCUUCACAAUUGACAGUGUCAGAGACAACAUCACCAACGACCUGAAAUCCCGCUACGUCAAAUUCAUCAAGUCGCAGCUCACAAAGUUCGCCGAGAAAGUAGAAAAGGAAAUCGGAACGCUCCCAAAAGACAUAACAAAAGAUGCCGACAAGGGCUUUAAAGGCUUCAUGGGAGUGCUCGAGCAGAAAUUGACGGACAGUAAAAUACAAGAAUUGGGUGAAAAUGCUAAACUGGGAGAUUUAUCUCCCAAGGUUCAGAAGUUCUUCACUGACCUCCCAAAACGCUGA